AAUCGCCAUACCGGCUUUUUUAAAAAGCUGUCUCAUGAAAAUAAUCCCAGGGAAGAAAAUGGUUUUCCUGGUCACUUUUCUCGUUUUAAUUUGUGCCAUUGUCCCAUUUGAGUUCUGGAAAUCUAUAAAUGGGUUAUUUGAGUCAUCAACGAUAUACCAUUUAGUCUUUCGACACCGUGGUGUUAGUAGAGCUGGACACAACUUUUUCUUCAAAAGUGAUCCUAAAUACCAAGAUUCUAGUGGAGAAUAUUUAUACCGACGUUUGGUUAACGAUAUUAUUUAUACCCAUCGUAAAGCUAGAUCAAAUUCUAAUUUGCCACCGUUAAUGCGCAGGCGUAUUAUUCCUUCAAAAAGUGAAAGGGUGGAAGCCAUUCAUUCGUUGCAAGCAGCUUCAGUGCAUCAAACUUCUGGUCAGUUUUUAAAAGCCAAGAAACUGUUGGAACAUGCGUUUAGACUUGACCCAGACAACAUUGAUGUUUUAAUCGCCCUGGGUGAGGCUAUAGAAGGCUCUUAUUAUCAUGAAAAACAUGUUACACGCGUAGCUUUGCCGCCAACGAAGUCCAUAAUUCCCAUCUAUGGUCACGCGGGACAUGAUGACGCGGAAGCGCUAAUUCUGGCUGCUGAACAUCUUUAUACUAAAGCUCUAAUUGUUGACCCGAGUGUUUCCAAAGCAUGUUUUCAUCGGGAACGCCUUAUGCCUAUUGUCGAAGAAAUAGAUCAGCGUCUUCUGAAUGCAAUCGACUUCAAAGUUCGUCAAUUUUACCAUAUACCAGAAGGGGAUCCAGGAUUACGUCGAGCUAAGGUUGAACAUUACUUUAAGCAUGUCUAUCACUCAAAUGCUAUUGAAGGGAAUACACUGACACUUGCUCAGACUCGAUCGAUUUUGGAAACACGAUUAGCUGUUGGGGGAAAAAGUCUUUUGGAGCAAAAUGAGGUACUAGGUAUGGAUUUAGCUCUAAAAUAUAUCAAUAACACUCUUUUGCAUGGAGAAAUGAGUGCAAUAACAUUGGAUAACAUAUUGGAAUUACAUCGUCGGCUCUUAUCAUUUGUCGAUUUAAGGGAAGCUGGAAGACUACGACGUUCUCAGGUCUUUAUAGCAGACCAUCAACCACCGGCACCUUCAAGUGUACAUGAUCUCAUGUCAGAAUUGGUUAGUUGGUUAAAUUCCGAUGAGAUAAUCGAUAUGCAUCCAAUUGAAUUAGCUGCGCUAACACACUGGAAGUUGGUAUUUAUUCAUCCUUUUUACGACGGGAAUGGGCGUACUGCUCGACUUCUUAUGAAUUUAAUUUUGAUGCGCUCUGGCUUACCACCAGCUAUUAUUAAGAUAGAAGAUCGCGUUGUCUAUUAUGAGUUAUUGAAAACUGCGAAUGAUGGAGAUGUACGUCCCUUUAUUCGCUUUAUAGCAAAAUGUACAGAACGAACACUUGAUGAGUAUUUAGAUGCAGCUUUAGGUGUUCGAAGGAAAUCAGAACAGGUUACUCGUAUUCAAGUUGAAAAUUCGUCUAGUGAUGAUGUAAUUAACGAGGAGUCAGCUACGACACCUGUGGUCCGCAAAUCAAAUUUUAUGAGUUCAUCAUCAUCAUCAUCCUAUGAUGUUCAACAACAACAGCAAGGAGGAAUCCGUCCAUUUCCAUUAAAAAUUGCAUAUUUUGCGGAUCCUGGGGAUACAUCAAUAUCAAUGGCUUUACCACCUGAUGUCAUUUAUGUGGGUGGUUGAAAUACUCAUUGUCUGUCUAUUUGACAUAUUAUCAAUAAUGUUAUUGUACAUGAAUAUGAUAUGCAAUUGAAUUGAGCUCUGCCUUUCAACUUAACUUAUUUCAGCUCUUUAUACAAAAGAAAAUAUUUUGAUGAUUUGAUAUGUAUACUUGUUGAUUAUUUAUUUAAUUAUCUAAGAGUACUUUGUUUUCUUAUGAUUUUCUUAUUUUUUGUUUCUAUUCUCAUCUUACUCCUGUGUUAUACUGUUAUUAUUAUUUAUUUUUUUAUCUACACUUUGUGUUGAGUAACACAGAGAAAACAAAUAUAUUGACUUUUGAUUAUCACAUUGUCUAUAAAGUCAUAUUUGACAAUAAAGAAGAUAGAUAACUAU
Heterobilharzia americana is the source of this 2086-nucleotide messenger RNA. The record is from the annotation of a GenBank genome assembly. NCBI's taxonomy places the organism in Eukaryota, Metazoa, Platyhelminthes, Trematoda, Strigeidida, Schistosomatidae.